GAAAACAUUUUUGGGGGAAGACGUUCAUCUGGCAUUUGGAUAACCGACAAUCAACCUGUCGCAUUGAGGUAAGAUCAUUAUUCUCAAUUAUCUCAAUUCUAUAAAUAGAAUAGCCUGUCAACUGUUCGUUCGAAGUAUCUGAAAUUAUUAUGAUAGUCGUAAUUUUUUCUUAUCAAGGUUAGUUGUGUUUACACAUCGUUGAUUGCACAUGAUUUUCUCUCGCAUUGUACACAGCCAAAUGGACCAAAAACACAACCUAAAAUUGCGGACUUGUUUGUACGACGCAGGCCUACCUCACCAUCUGCACCCCCUCGUCCCUGCUACACUACCGGGCUACCCAGCAUUCAACCACAGAGGUUCACUCAUGCUGGGUAGGGAGUUACACCUACCACUGGACAGGCUCCGCCCCACCGCAGUCCAGAACACACUUACACCAAAGUCAAAGCUUCAGUCACCCAACGUCAGAAGCAGAUGAAACAGUGGUUUGACAUGAAACAGUGGUUUGACAAGAAAAAGAGUCAGAAAAAGAGUCUGGUCAGGAUACCAGAUAUCAUUGUGGCAGACUGGGUGAGAGCUCGCCGACCGCACAGGGAGAACAAGAUGGCCUCAAUUUGGUCCAGUCCACAGCAAGUGGCCCGCCGACUGGGACCAGCCUCAUACCUCCUUGAUGAUGAUACCCGCUGGCAUCUUGGAAAAAUCAGCUUUUUCAAAACGUUCUUGCUGUAUGACAUCAGUCUGCUCUCUGCGGCUCCUGUGACACUCCCACUUUCAUGUGAGGGAAAGGUGCAACAAGACGGUUUGUUUGGAUUUGAACUGCCACUCCUUGUGACUGACCUUUUGAAGGAUCCAUCCUGUGAAGUACAGCUGAUUAUAGAGAACAUUGUAAGGGCUAUAUAUGAGAAGGGGGGUGUGCCUGGCCGUGUAUCAUCUCCAGUCCUGAGAGCCACAAUGCACAGUUUCACUCUGAGCAGCUGCCCAAGCUCAGUCCUACUGGAUGUAGACUGCGAGGCUAAACUCUCAAGAAAACUACAAUGCUUUUGUACCUAUUCUACCAGGACCAUCCCAAACAUCACCUCUUUUGCCACAUCACUAACUACAGCACUGCAGACAAACAAGACCUCCAGCGAUGACCCUGUUGCUACUGGUCCUAUGAUUGCCAUUGGUAUUGCCAUUGGUAUUGCCAUUGGUAUUGCCAUUGCUGGUUUCCUCAUCAUCAGUGCUUUAGCGGUCCUAUAUAGGAAGAAGAUUAUCGCCCUUUACCGCGUCUUUAUGGAAUGGAAGAACAGAAGCACAUCAGCGAGAAGCUCCACUGAAGAUCUUUCUGACUAUCCACUUUCUCAAAAGAAAUCGCUCUUGACGUCAGAGAGAAAUGGUUGUGUCCUGCUGUCUGUCAUCAGCAGUCUUCACGCCACUCCUCUAGCAUCAUCCUGUAAGGCGGCAGUGCAGCCUGAUGGCUCGUUUGUCUUUCAGUUGGGGUUAGACUCAACUACACUCUCUGACUGUGAACCUCAAAUCAUUGUUGGGGAAAAGAAAAAUGUGUGUGCUGUGUAUGAAGGAGGGAAAGUGCCAGCUUCCUGGCUGCCACCAGUCCUUGGGGCCACAAUGUUCAACUUCACUUCGAGCAGCUGCCGAGAUGUUAAGAUUGGCUUGGACUGUCCACACUUAUUUCCCCGUAAAUACCUGCCUUGCUCCUGUGACUCCUCCAGUAGCAUGGCCCAGACAUCAAGCUCCACAGCCAGGCCACUUGCCUCUGUGUCAAACUCGGCCGAGACCCUCCAUGACAAGUCCCCUUUUCCAGUGGGUGCUGUUAUCGGGUGCAGUGUUUUUGUAGUGAUCAUAACUCUUGCCUUCAUUGUCUUCAGAUGCAGGAAGAGGAUUAACAAAGAGCCCACAAAAGCCAGCACAUCUGCAUCAAACUCCAACGAAGACCUUGUUGGUCCUUUGAAUCCAUAGUCCUUGGUCCUGACAUCCAUUUUAACAAGAAUUCACUUCACUGCCUGCUUUUCUAUGUAUCUCAAUUGUCAGUGUGAUACAGGACAGAAUAUGCUGUUCGGCCAACCAUUGGCUUUUGGUUUUGGAGGGGGCGAGAUAUGUGUUGAUAACCAUCAUCAUCAUCACACACAGAAAAUAUUGUUGACAGCCAUGACUUCAAGUAGGCCUAGCUAGUGCACAGAGCCAAUAGUUCUACAUUUCCAAUGAACAAAUACAACCACUUGGUUUUCACGUUCAUGUCAAGAGGAAAUGACGUGGCCACUAUGUAGACAGUACAUUUGUAUGGAUGGAUGAUUCUGGGUCUUUGUCAUCUCUUAGGCUGCAACUGUGAACACUUCUUUCAUUCAUAUUUAUUUGUUUUUCUUACAUGUAUUUAUUUUUCUUUUUUAAUGUAUUGAUAUUAUGUU
Alosa sapidissima (American shad) is the source of this 2399-nucleotide messenger RNA. RefSeq lists its product as uncharacterized. The transcript is spliced from 14 exons. The coding region runs from base 472 to 1953 and encodes 493 amino acids. The record is from RefSeq and is a predicted model, not a curated record. Lineage: Eukaryota; Metazoa; Chordata; Actinopteri; Clupeiformes; Clupeidae.